Messenger RNA from Carcharodon carcharias (great white shark), 333 nucleotides. Its product is annotated as colipase-like. Lineage: Eukaryota; Metazoa; Chordata; Chondrichthyes; Lamniformes; Lamnidae. The transcript is spliced from 3 exons. Gene Ontology annotation, molecular function: enzyme activator activity. Bases 1 to 333 code for a protein of 110 amino acids. Gene Ontology annotation, biological process: digestion; response to food; lipid catabolic process. The record is from RefSeq and is a predicted model, not a curated record. Gene Ontology annotation, cellular component: extracellular region.
AUGAACGUAAUACUGGUCUACCUAGCAUGCUGCAUUGCAGUUGGAAUAGCAGCUCGAGAGAGAGGAUUGUUCCUGAACCUGAGUGAUGGAGAGCUCUGCGUUGGAAGCUUUCAAUGCAAGAGUCGAUGCUGCCAGCGAGAAACUGGACUGAGUCUUGCAAGGUGUGCUGAUAAAGGUGCUGAAGGAAAUGCAUGCUCAAAUCAUCUCCUGUAUAAUGUUUAUUACAAAUGUCCCUGUCAACAUGGUCUGAGGUGUGACGGCGAUAAAUCCAUCAUUGGUUCAAUAACAAACACUAACUUUGGUCUCUGCAAGGAUCCAAGCACAACACCUUAA